This is a messenger RNA of Entelurus aequoreus (snake pipefish), 1685 nucleotides long. Its product is annotated as rho GTPase-activating protein SYDE1. NCBI's taxonomy places the organism in Eukaryota, Metazoa, Chordata, Actinopteri, Syngnathiformes, Syngnathidae. The coding region runs from base 1 to 1068 and encodes 355 amino acids. The record is from RefSeq and is a predicted model, not a curated record. The transcript has 7 exons. Gene Ontology annotation, biological process: signal transduction.
AUGGCAUGCAGAUCUUGUUCACAGUCGGACAGAACCUCAACAGUGCCCUCUAAAGUGUUUGGGGUGGAACUGCGGCAUCUGGUGGAGGAAGAAGGUUCUGCCUCUGCAGUUCCUUUGCUCAUCCAGAAGACCGUGGCCGAGAUCGAACGCAGAGGACUGAAGGUCGUGGGUCUGUACAGACUUUGUGGUUCUGCUGCGGUGAAAAAGGAGCUGAGGGAUUGGUUUGAGAGGAACACGUCAGCCGUCUGUCUCUGUGAGGAUCUCUAUCCUGACGUCAAUGUUCUCACAGGCAUCCUGAAAGACUACCUGCGGGAGCUGCCAUCCCCGCUCAUCACCUCCACUUUGUAUGAGGUGGUCAAGGAAGCCAUGACCCUACGACCCCCACCUGCGAGCCCUGACCUCCACCUAGCCCACAACACGGUAGCACUUCUGUCCUGUCUGCCAGCCCCGGAGAGGGCCACUUUGUCUCACCUGCUGGACCACCUCAGCCUGGUGGCCAACUUUAGCGCGUCCAACAGGAUGACGCCCCAAAACCUGGCUGUCUGCUUUGGCCCGGUGCUCCUUAAGCAGGAGGCCUGGAAGGGAGGGCUGAAGUGUCACGGACAGGACUUGGUGGACUUCAAACUCCACAUUGAGGCCUUGCACUACCUGCUGCAGCUAUGGCCAGUGCCAUCCAAGCAAGUCUCGGCAGACAACAGCCAAGAUGUUCCUCCUCUCACCCUCCUGCAUCCUGUUCCUGAGGACAUGGUGGUGUCACGCCGGGGCCCACGCCUGGACAGUCCACCGCCAAUCAACCGCUACGCUGGCGACUGGAGCGUCUGCGGGCAAGAAGUUGUGUCAGGACAGGACGCUGAUUACGAUGAGGUGGCAGGAAGUGAAAGUGAUGAAGGUGGUGAACGCCAGGAGGAACACGCCGGUUGGUUUCCAACGGGAAGCAGCGCUCUCUUUGUGGAGGACGUCUUGGAUUUUGAUGCUCCGUUUAGCUGCCGACUCAGCCUGAAGGACUUUGACAGUCUUAUUCACGACCUGGACCGAGAGCUCGCCAAGCAGAUCAACAUCUGCCUGUGAGGGGGAGGAACUGCAAGCACUUUUGGGGGAAGGUUGUCCAUCAUACACAAUCCCAAUGAACUCACCUUUUUCUUGUUUAUGCAUUCUAACUUGUUAAUAAACGCUAGCAAGAGUGAGCUAACAAUGGAGGCAAUGAGAUUUGAUCUAUUCCUGCCAUAAAGCACUCUAAAAACAUUCAAAAACUUCCAUCAAGAUGUUAUAUACACGCUGUAAGUAUAUAUGUAAUAACAUUCAUAUGUAAUAUAUACAUGAUGUAAGUAUAUAUGUCAUGUAGUAACAUUCAUAUGUAAUAUAUACAUGAUGUAAGUAUAUAUGUCAUGUAGUAACAUUCAUAAUAACAUGUAAUAUAUACAUGAUGUAAGUAUAUAUGUCAUGUAGUAACAUUCAUAUGUAAUAUAUACAUGAUGUAAGUAUAUAUGUCAUGUAGUAACAUUCAUAAUAACAUGUAAUAUAUACAUGAUGUAAGUAUAUAUGUCAUAUAGUAACAUUCAUAAUAACAUGUAAUAUAUACAUGAUGUAAGUAUAUAUGUCAUGUAGUAACAUUCAUAAUAACAUGUAAUAUAUACAUGAUGUACGUAUAUAUGUCAUGUAGUAACAUUCAUAAUAACAUGUAAUAU